AUGAACAGAGAAGUGAGCGACCUCCACGCCAAGGUCGCUAUGAGAACUAUAGCGUCCUAUCUGACACGAGCCUCUAAUAGGUUGCACGAGCGCUAUGUUCGAGAGGCCAGUCACUUUCUACUUGCCGGGUAUAGCGAACAGGGAACACCGUCAAAGAAGGCCAAAGCAACUCUCGGUGAUAUCGUCUUUACAGAAAAAGAUACAAGAGAGGUCCAUUGGCCCCACAAUGAUGCUCUUGUGGUCCAAGCUCGAAUUGAGAACGUUGAAGUACGAAGAAUUAUGGUAGGCACAGGCAGUUCGGUGAAUGUAAUGUAUAGAGGAUGCUUCGACCAAAUGGGCUUAGGGUUGGAUCAGCUAAUGGCCUCCCCGGAGCCGCUUUACAGUUUCACUGGGGAUGCGGUGACCCCGACAGGAUGCAUCAGGCUCCCUCUUAGGAUUGGGGACUUAGAUCACCAGGCUACUAUAAUGAUGGACUUCUUAAUUAUCAACUGCCCUUCGGUGUAUAACGUUGUCAUGGGGAGGCCUGCAAUGAACGACCUGAAUCUGGUCAUCUCGACCAAAGCUUUGGCUAUUAAAUUCUCGACUCCAAAUGGGAUUGGGUGUAUGAGAGGCUAG
Molecule: messenger RNA, 615 nt
Organism: Diospyros lotus (date-plum)
Lineage: Eukaryota; Viridiplantae; Streptophyta; Magnoliopsida; Ericales; Ebenaceae
Exons: 2
Coding region: 1-615 (204 amino acids)
Source: RefSeq, a predicted model, not a curated record